This is a messenger RNA of Dovyalis caffra, 2271 nucleotides long. The record is from the annotation of a GenBank genome assembly. NCBI's taxonomy places the organism in Eukaryota, Viridiplantae, Streptophyta, Magnoliopsida, Malpighiales, Salicaceae.
AUGUUUGGCGACUCUGCCGCAUUUCAGAGGGCUUGUCUCUUGAUUAUGGCUAAGCGGUCUUUAUGUAAUUCAAGUUUAAGGUCAUUUGAGGAUGUAACUUGUGGUCGUAUUGCUGCAAUGGUUAGGUUUUCAUGCUUCAUUGCUCACAUCCCUUCUUACAAACCAAAGAAAACAGCCGAACCUUCUGUUGAAGCAAUGCAUAAGAAUUUAGAAGAUGUUUCUCAAAUUCAAGCUACUAAGACAUUGACCAAAGCUACAAGUUUGAUACUUCCGAAGGCACAAGCAGACACUGGAAUUAGUAAUGGUGUCAGGGAUGUUAUAAACCCUGUAUCUGUUGAACAAAGCUGGAAAUCAGACAAAAUUGAGGACAAAAUGGAUUCCAAGAAUGACACAGGAAUCCAUCAGACAAGGCUUAUUAGGAAAAGUCUGUCUGUAGGAAGUGAAUUAUGCCACGAGGGAAUGAUUCAUUGUGAAAAUGAUACUGAGGAUACAGGAUUGAGCCCAGCUAGCGAUCACGAGAAAGAAUUGCAACCAGAGUCUGUUCACAUGAGUUCUGAUUUUGACAAGGAAUGCAUCUUCUCAAUUGGCAAUCCUCAGCAGUCCGAAAAGGAAGGACCUGAAAUUUCUGAUACCCAAUUAUCUGGUGAGGGUGGUGAUGUAUCAGGUCACCAGUCGCCUUGCAGCCCUCCCAUGAUUGCAAAAUCAUUCUCAUAUCAAGACAUGGGCAUUUUCUCACCGACUUCCCGUGGACAAACUUGUGAGUAUUUAGCCCCUCAGUCUAGAUCUUCAGAGGACCUACAUGCUCUAGAUAUGAGGUGGAAAACGAUUUCAGUUCAUGGGGAUGAAACUCACAAAAUGGGAAAACAAGAAAGGGAUGAUAAUGACCCUAAAAGUGAGGAAAACAAUUUUGAAGGUUGUCUUCAUGAAGGUUUUGAUUCUUAUAAUUACUCAGCUAUGGCAAAGGACUGGAUAAUGCCAGUUGUGGAUGAAGUAAACAUGCCAAAAAAUCUCCAAGGAGAAUCCUCCAUUCAGCAGUGGGGAGAAUUACCAAGUAAGGAUUUUAAAAUGAAGCGUAUCGAGGAUUGGGUAAACAAUCUUCAACACUAUAGUUCAUUGGAAGAGACAAAUGAAUUGCCUUCUACUGAUGGCCUCGUUGAUGGAGAUUCCGACGAUCUCGCUACUGCAAAGGUUGAUAAUAAGGUCACUCCUGGUAUGGAAGCUGCUAAAAGAUGCAUCUCUUCUUUGAGUGUCUCUGCUACCACAGCUCAUCUGUCAAACCUUGGAUUGGCAGUGAUCCCAUUUCUUUGUGCGUUUGGCAGCAUGAGGGUGCUUAAUUUAUCGGGGAACUCUAUAGUGAGAAUUACUGCUGGUGCCCUCCCUCGAGGACUGCAUAUGUUGAAUUUGUCAAAGAACAGUAUUUCUUCUAUUGAGGGUUUACGCGAGCUUACUCGACUUCGUGUACUGGACUUGAGCUACAAUAGAAUAUUCAGAAUUGGACAUGGUUUGGCAUCUUGUUCCUCUCUGAAAGAGCUAUACUUGGCGGGAAAUAAAAUAAGUGAGGUAGAGGGUCUCCAUCGUUUGUUGAAACUGACUGUACUGGAUCUGCGUUUCAACAAAAUCUCUACUGCCAAAUGUCUUGGUCAACUUGCGGCUAACUACAAAUCCUUGCAAGCCAUAAGCUUGGAAGGAAAUCCAGCCCAGAAAAAUGUUGGAGAUGAACAACUCAAGAAAUAUCUGCAAGGCCUUCUCCCCCAUCUGGUCUACUUCAACAGGCAGCCAAUCAAAUCCAGCACAUUGAAAGACGCAGCAGACCGGUCAGUUAGGCUAGGCAUCAGCUCCCAUCAAUUUGAUCGUGGCCUCAGGUCAGAGAACAAAGCUGCAAGAAAGGCUAGCCAUAGUCUAGUUGGUGCAAGGCCAUCAUCUUCAUCAACUCAUGCUCGUAAAAGUCAAGCUGUGAUCUCACCUAAACGGUCCAGGGGCAGGCAUCUCCGUUUGCCACCAAAUGGAGCGAAAGCAACAAGUCAUCGCCAUCAUUAUCAUCAUCAUGUUGAUCUUGGUAGCAAACUCAACUUUGGAUCGGAGUUCUCAUUUCACAGGAGUCGAAGUUUAGCUUGGGUUUAUUUCAUGCAACUCACGGUGGCUGGGCUAUGGAGGUGCCGGUCUCAUCCACUCUCCAUUGUCGAGCCUAGGGAGGCCAAGAGGUUGCUUCAUGGUGAUGGAACCUACAGGCUGAUGAUCGAGCCUAGGUGGCUAAGUGGUGGUGGAACCUAG